Messenger RNA from Lachnellula hyalina, 876 nucleotides. RefSeq lists its product as uncharacterized. The transcript has a single exon. The record is from RefSeq and is a predicted model, not a curated record. The coding region runs from base 1 to 876 and encodes 291 amino acids. Lineage: Eukaryota; Fungi; Ascomycota; Leotiomycetes; Helotiales; Lachnaceae.
AUGUCUUCAAUCUCCUUACCUUACUAUGCCGACCCUAGAGAACUCCCUUGCUCUAUACCUACGCGAGACCAAAUCGAAAGCUCAAAUAAUGUCUUGGUUAACCAGUCCAGCCGCAAAGUGGUGGUUGUUGGUGAGCAUUUUAUUGUGAAGUACGGCGGCGCAAUCGAUCUAUUUGAAGGAGAAAACAUGGUAUAUCUCUAUGAAAAUUCGAUUCCUGUGCCAAAGAUCUAUGCUCUCUUCGAAGAAGAUAGUGUAAAGUACAUCGUGAUGGAGAGAAUAUCUGGUGAUAACCUUCUGACCCUAUGGCCUGCGUUAAGCCAAUCGCAGAAAGAAAUUAUCACCAAUAAACUCAAAGUAAUUUUGAACAACUUGCGCAGUUUACCUUCACCAGGUGGAUUUUGCAGUAUCGGGAAUAGGCCUUUAGAGGAUGGGAUAUUCUGGAUGGGCAAUUCUAAGCUACAGAUCAAUGGACCCUUUACGUCUGAAACCGAGCUAAAUGAAGCAAUCGUUAAAAAAUUCAUUUCUCACGAACUAUCGGAACACAAAGCAGCUUUCUACAAGAGAGCUUUCCCCUAUGUUCUUCAAGGCCAUCCUCCUGUAUUCACGCACGGUGAUAUUCAGCGGAAAAACAUAAUGAUCAGUAAGAUGGCUGUGGAAGAUGGAGAAAAUAAUAGGGAUGUUGAGGGCAGUCUGGAAGUGGUUGUCGUGGACUGGGAGACGUCAGGGUGGUACCCAAGUUAUUGGGAAUACUCGAAGGCUAUGUUUGCUUGUGGGCGUUGGUAUGAUGACUGGAAUUUCUGGGUCGGAAAGAUUAUGGAUGAGCACUUCACGGAGUGGGCAUGGGUUGAUAUGGUUAUGAGGGAGUGCUGGUCCUAG